Messenger RNA from Octodon degus (degu), 1105 nucleotides. It is a transcript of the gene Crcp, whose product is annotated as CGRP receptor component. Gene Ontology annotation, biological process: transcription initiation at RNA polymerase III promoter. Gene Ontology annotation, molecular function: nucleotide binding. The transcript has 6 exons. Gene Ontology annotation, cellular component: RNA polymerase III complex. The record is from RefSeq and is a predicted model, not a curated record. Lineage: Eukaryota; Metazoa; Chordata; Mammalia; Rodentia; Octodontidae. Bases 445 to 1059 code for a protein of 204 amino acids.
AGCUCACGACUUUGGGCCGAGAGGCACAGCUGGGGACUGUCAGACCGCCGGGAGCCCGCGUGGGGACCGCGUCCUGUCCUCGGCCUCUCUGCGCCCCUCCCCCUUCCCCAUCCAGUGCCUCGUCCCUCCGCCUGUCGUUUACCGGCGUUCCCUGGGGCCGGCGUGUGGGGGAGCUCGGGCUGGUGUCCCGGGAGUUAGGAGCUGUAAAGCCAGGGCCGUCCUCCCUGAAGGUCCCAGAGGAGAUCCGGUUCUCUGGGAUGGAGUCGAUCUUGGACGGGGGUGCUCUCGAAUUCGAGGCGUUGCUGAGGCGGGGUUUCUGGGGAGAAGAAAGUAUGGGAGUAUGGGAGGCGCGGCAGGGAGCGUCGGGAGAGCGCAGGGUCUGAGGGUGUCAUGUCUGUGUGUAGGAGGGCGUAAGGGCCUGAGCAGCGCCGCGUGGUCUUGUUCAUGCUUGCUCAGCGUAGCACGUGCAGGUGGAACUUUUUACACUCACUAAAUUCAUUCUGCCACCCCCCGACGGGGGCUGUCCUCCAACUUGAGAAACACCCCUGUAGGCGUCCCCUCCUCCAGGCUUCUGGACCUUCUCUGGAUGCCAGUGUGAAGAUAUUCAAGCUCCGUAUACGGAAAGAUGCAAAUUCUGCACUGCUCAGUAACUACGAGGUGUUCCAGUUACUGACUGAUCUGAAAGAGCAACGGAAAGAAAGUGGGAAGGUGAAACACAGCGCGGGGCAGCAGAACCUGAACACCAUCACCUACGAAACGUUAAAAUACUUAUCAAAAACUCCAUGCAGACACCAGAGUCCUGAGAUUGUCAGAGAAUUUCUCACAGCAAUGAAAAGCCACAAGCUGACCAAGGCUGAAAAGCUGCAGCUGCUGAACCACCGGCCGAUGACUGCUGUGGAGAUCCAGCUGAUGGUGGAGGAGACGGAGGAGCGGUUCACGGAGGAGGAGCAGAUCGAAGAACUCCUGCACACUGUCAUGAGCAUCCUGCCUGCCGAGCCAGAGGCUGAGCAGAAUACUGGCAACAGCGCCAAAGCGAUGGAUGAGGAAGGCGCAGCCUAGAGGAGCACCAGGCCAGGGUGCUCAGGGGCUGCAGGGCUGACAACUG